AUGGCCCAAGUCGUAGCGCACAGUAGCCAGGCCCGGCCCGCUUCCUAUGCGCAACAGCAGAAUGCGCCCCACGGCAAGAAGAGGCCUGCCGAUGGCUCGCUGGAGAACGAGCAGCGGCUGAGCAAGCGCUUUGAUCUGUUGAAUCUGGUCGACCACAACGGCACGCGCCUCUACAUCCCCGUCCCAGGCUCCUCCCAAGGCACAAACACCACACACUCCCACUCGUCGCCUACCAACCAGCAACAUCCCAUCCCCGUCGCCGACGCCCUCGCCUUCGCCUCAACCCGCCCCCGCCGCGACCGCAAGCCACCACGCGCCCAAGACGCCAUGGACGUCGAAGACACCCCCCACCGCGUCUACAUAUCCGACCUCAGCGCCGAGCUCAGCGACAUCGAGUCAGACGAGGAAAACCCCAUUUUCCUCUCCGACAUUGAAAAGCACCUAUCCAAGAUCCCCGCCCACGUCCUGCGCGGGCCCGAUCCCACCCCGAACCGCGAUAACCAGAUGGUGUUGUAUAAUGUCCCCACGAGCCUGACGGUCCCUGAGGCCCAGGAUAAUGUGCGCAAAGCCAUUGUGGAGACUCGCCAGCGCAUUCGCGAUAGGCAGGUCAAUCCCAUUACGGAGCCGCCGAGUGUUUUUGCCAGAGGGACUGUGGAGUCUACGGGUCCAACGUCGAGUAUGAUGAUGGAUAGCAGUAAUGAUAUACCCCCCGCAGAGGAAGCCAGCGGAGAUGCCAUGGACAUUGAUUAA
Bipolaris victoriae FI3 is the source of this 750-nucleotide messenger RNA. RefSeq lists its product as hypothetical. The transcript is spliced from 2 exons. Lineage: Eukaryota; Fungi; Ascomycota; Dothideomycetes; Pleosporales; Pleosporaceae. Bases 1 to 750 code for a protein of 249 amino acids. The record is from RefSeq and is a predicted model, not a curated record.